Messenger RNA from Botrytis sinoallii, 1422 nucleotides. RefSeq lists its product as uncharacterized. The record is from RefSeq and is a predicted model, not a curated record. The coding region runs from base 222 to 1052 and encodes 276 amino acids. NCBI's taxonomy places the organism in Eukaryota, Fungi, Ascomycota, Leotiomycetes, Helotiales, Sclerotiniaceae. The transcript is spliced from 2 exons.
UAAUGGCACAUGCACCUGUAAGUUUGCGAAAUGAGAAAGUGGUUUAAAGAAUCCUCUCUUUCCAGUUUCCGACAUUCCUCUCUUCUUUCUUACUCACUACAGACUGAAAAAUAAUAAAAGAAAAUCAAUCCUUUUUUCUUCUUCCCCAACCUUAAUCUUUUGUAUCUUUGAUACUGUCCAUUCUUUGAAUUUCUUCUUCUCAAUCAACCCUUAAUAUCAAAAUGCGUUACCAAUUCGUUUCCGCCGCCAUCUUGGCCUCCAUCUCCUCCGUCUUUGCCCAAACUCCUGGCUUUGACGCUAUCUCAGUUCCAACCAACGGUCAAGUUGUCAGUGUUGGAGGGGUUUUGGAUAUCACUUGGGCUCCCAACUCCGUCGCCGGAACUGUUACCAUCAAGCUCUUGGAGGGUUCUUCCCCUGCUACCUUGAACUACGACCCUGUUGUCAUUGCCACCUCCGUCAACAACUUGGAUGGAUCAUACAAGUGGACCGUCCCAGCUUCCGUUGGUAGCUUCGCAACCUACGGUAUUGCCAUCUUCCUCGAUUCCGAUGUCAACACCUUCCAAUGGUCAUUCCCAUUCGUCAUCAAAGCCGCUGCUUCCUCCUCUUCCUCCGUCAUCGUUUCAACCACCGCCUCAUCAUCUGUUGUCGCUCCUACCUCCGCCGUCGUAACCUCUGUCGUUGCCUCUGCUACCACCGAGCCACACGCUGCCUUGUCCUCCUCCACCAGCUCUGUCUUCUCUAGCAUCUCUGGUAUCCCAGGUGGAUGCAACCCAGCUCACCCAGGAUCCUGCCCAAGCUCCUACUUCAGCACCGUCACCACCGCUACCGCCACUCCAGCUCCAGUUCCAACCGCUGCCCCAGCCACCAACGGAACCGCUACAAACGGAACCUGGACUGCUCCUUCCGGAUCCAACGUCACCUUGAGCUCCGGUGCUUCUGCUACCAAGACCGGUUCCGGUGGUGUUGUUGUCGCUACUGGCGCUGCUUCAGCAAAGGUUGCUACUGGAUCUUUCGCUUUGUUGGGUGGUCUCUUUGCUGCUUUCAUGUUGUAAAUCAUUUCUCUUCGUACCGUUAAGAUUUGAGAUAUAAUAGAUAAUACCGUGGUAGAUAUAUAUCAGCAUACAUUGGUGGAUAUAAUCAUUUGCAUUGGCAUUAUAAGAAUACAAAGAACAUUCACAACGCAUUACGCGGCGCUAGACAGCAACACAUUUCGUUGAGUUUGGUUUGGGUGCGGAUUUAAAGCUUCUGGUUCCAUAGGAUUAUAGGGUCAACAAAUGUUAUGAUAAACUUCUUUUACAUACCCAUCACAAGUUUGAAGAAUACCCCGUGUUAUUUGGUUAAUGAUGGAUGGGUUUUGAGGGGAAUUGUUGCAGUGGUUUGGCUUUUAGAAUGAUGAAUGAAGUCAGCAUUUUUGAUCUUUAU